AUGUUCAUCAUCAACUGGUUCUGGGACAUUCUUGCCCAGCUCGGCCUGGCGCACAAGAACGCCAAGAUCCUCUUCCUUGGUCUGGACAACGCCGGUAAGACGACGCUUCUGCACAUGCUCAAGAACGACCGUCUCGCCACAUUGCAGCCAACGCUUCAUCCCACCUCGGAAGAGCUUGCGAUUGGCCAGGUCAAGUUCACCACAUACGAUCUGGGCGGUCACCAGCAGGCGCGUCGUCUGUGGAAGGACUACUUCCCCGAGGUGGACGGCAUCGUCUUCCUGGUGGACACGCAGGACCACGAGCGCUUCGCCGAGGCACGCGCCGAGCUCGACGCACUGCUCUCCAUCGAGGAGCUCUCCAAGGUACCCUUCCUCAUCCUUGGCAACAAGAUCGACGCACCCGGAGCUGUGUCCGAGGAGGAACUGCGCCAGGCCAUCGGCCUCUACCAGACCACGGGCAAGGGCAAGGUGCCCCUCAAGGACAUUCGCCCCAUCGAGAUCUUCAUGUGCUCCGUCGUCAUGCGCCAGGGUUACGGAGAGGGCUUCCGCUGGAUCUCCCAGUACAUCUGA
Molecule: messenger RNA, 570 nt
Organism: Moesziomyces aphidis
Lineage: Eukaryota; Fungi; Basidiomycota; Ustilaginomycetes; Ustilaginales; Ustilaginaceae
Source: the annotation of a GenBank genome assembly